AUGGAUUCAGACAGAUUAACGAGUGCUAAAAAGAAGUUAGGAAUAACAUAUGAAUUAAAGGUAGAACAAAUUACUGCACUUCGUGCUUUCAUAGAGUCAAAGGACCUCGUGUGUUUACUUCCGACUGGCUUUGGGAAAAGUGUUAUUUUUCAACUAAUGCCAUUUCUUUCCGAUGAUCCCAUGGCAGUUGUCCUUGUAAUAUCACCAUUGAACGCGAUUAUGAAGGAUCAGGUUAUGAAACUAUGCGAAAGGGGAAUUCCAGCCUGUUUUCUUGAUAUUACGGGAAGAGAUGGUUCCACCUACAAGCUGAAACCUGCACUGGGGACAGAUAUUGUGGAUGACAGUGAGGAAAGAGAUGACAGCAGCAAUGAUGAUUACACUGAUGAAGAUGUUGGGAAGCUGCUGCUGAAAGUUUCUCCAGAAGAAGUGGCAACUGGAAAAUUUCGCCUUAUUUAUGCCCAUCCCGAGGCAUUCCUUUCUUCAAGAGAAGGAAGGAAAAUUUUACAAAGCCAAGCUUUGCAGGAUCAUGUGUGUGGUAUCUGCAUAGAUGAAGCACACAUGAUACAAGAAUGGGGUGAAGACUUUCGGAAGGAUUUUGCUAGACUACAAGAAUUGCUGGGUAUUUUCCCUAGGGUACCUGUGUCCCUUUUUACUGCAACGGCAUCCCAAUCGACAAAAGAAAAGCUGGUAAAAAACCUUGGUUUAAGGGAUCCAAUUUUGAUUUCAAAGAAUCCAGACAGACCAAACAUUAAAUAUCACAAAUAUGAACGACUGCCAAGCAUGCGACAAGAAGACGACCUUGACAAAAUUCUAGAAGAAAUUGUGACAGGUCUACAAAAGGACAUGAGACAUUACCCUCUCACCCUCAUUUACACUGAUUUAGAAUCAAUCAGGUAUGGAUAUAGGUCUUUGGAGAGCAAGGAACUCGGCAAAUCUGAGCCAGUAAUUCGAGUAGUUCUUGCAACUGUAGCUCUUGGUAUUGCUUUACAUACACCUGCUUUUCGCAAAGUUAUUCAUUUUAAAUGUCCAACCAGCAUUGAGAAAUACUUACAAGAAACUGGACGUGCAGGGCGAGAUGGGUUACCUGCUGAUGCAAUUUUGUAUUUUAAUAAAAACAGAUGUCAGGACCAACAGACCUGGGAUGCAAAACUCUAUGCGUCAAUACUGUAUUAGUACAGACACUUGUUUGCGUUUGCAAUUGUUACAGCAUUUAGACUACACGCCAGAAGUGGGAAACAAAAAAUGCAAAUGCUGCAAUGUGUGUGAAAUUUUAUGCUGUUGUUCAGACUGUGAAUUGUAACAUGGUGCCAUAGUAU
Molecule: messenger RNA, 1316 nt
Organism: Saccostrea echinata
Lineage: Eukaryota; Metazoa; Mollusca; Bivalvia; Ostreida; Ostreidae
Product: ATP-dependent DNA helicase RecQ-like
Exons: 4
Coding region: 1-1173 (390 amino acids)
Biological process (GO): double-strand break repair via homologous recombination
Cellular component (GO): chromosome; cytoplasm; nucleus
Molecular function (GO): 3'-5' DNA helicase activity; nucleic acid binding; four-way junction helicase activity
Source: RefSeq, a predicted model, not a curated record